AUGAGAGCGCAGGUGGCGUUUGCGCCUCUGACCCUGCGAAAGGAUAUCAAAGAAAUCUACGGCGGGUGCGACGAGUGUCAGUUGGCUUCAAUGUUAUUGGGCGCUGGCGCGGUAUCGCUACGCUGCCGCGUGUGUUCGCAUAUGAUGUUGCGCGCUAGUACUUACCGUACAGUAGUAAAGCUAGUGCGCGCUUGCAGGUGCAUGCUGGCGCACCGCGCGCGUGCACACCCGGGUGCGGGCGCGGUGGCGCUGCGCUGCCGCGUGUGCGCGCGCGCCUUCGCGCACACCAACUCGCUGCGCCGCCACCUUCGCUCGCACACGGGCGAGCGCAACUUCCUUUGCAGCGUGUGCGGCAAGGCGCUCUCGUCCGCCGAGCACCUCAAGUUCCACAUGCGCAUCCACACCGGACACAAGCCCAACGUCUGCAAAACUUGCGGUAAGGGGUUUGUGAAGAAAUGCAAUUUGACUUUGCAUGAGCGCGUUCACUCGGGUGAGAAGCCGCACGUGUGCUCGCACUGCGGCAAGGCCUUUAGUCAGCGAUCCACGCUCAUCAUACACGAGAGGUACGUGGAUAAUAUAUUCAUUUUCGUGCAACCUAAUGCAACACGUUACUAA
Molecule: messenger RNA, 615 nt
Organism: Parnassius apollo (apollo)
Lineage: Eukaryota; Metazoa; Arthropoda; Insecta; Lepidoptera; Papilionidae
Source: the annotation of a GenBank genome assembly